UCAUCCUGAUUAUGAUAAGAAUUUUAUUCUAAUUUCAUAGAUAUUAUUGUUUGAAGUAAUACAACUAUUUUUAAUUAUAAAUACAUUAUUUUAAUUAUUAGGACUACAUUGGUGAAGUAAAGAUGGCAUUGUUUAAUGAUUGAAUAGUCAGCUGAUUGUUUGUGAACCGUUUACGCUUUUAGUUAUAGGUUAGGUCAUACUUUGUUUAUUUUCACGCAGAAGCCAAAAAUAUUGAAUAAUUUAAUAAUUGCAUUGUUAUGCAAAUAGUAACUCAUCUACUGUCCAUUUAAUUUGUUAAAAUGGCUGGAAAAGAAAAAGUAUUGAUAUGUGGCGAUGUUAACGGAAAAUUCAAGACGGUUUUCGCUAGAGUGGAAAGUAUCAACAAAAAGAAUGGGCCGUUCAGCUACCUGUUAUGCGUAGGAAAUUUUUUCGGAAACAAUGCCAAAGAUUGGGAGCCCUACGCCAAUGGAUCUAUAGAAGUACCGGUUCCAACAUAUAUUCUUGGUCCGAACAAUGAAAAACAUGUUAGUUUCUAUGCUAAUGCAGAUCGCGGUCAGCUAGCACCAAGCGUUGUUUAUCUUGGCAAAAGAGGAGUGCUGAAUACAAUAUCUGGAAUGAGAAUCGCCUAUUUAAGUGGAGUUGAAGGUGAUAAGAAGGAAUACACGUUUACUAAGGAAGAUAUUGUCCAAGUGCGAGACUCCUGUAUCAAGGGCCAGCCUUCUUAUCGCGGUGUUGACUUCCUGCUGACAUCUCCGUGGCCAAGUGAUAUUUGCAAUUUGGACGAAAAAGCGGUGAAAAAUCCACCGGCAGGAUCAUCACUCCUCUCUUGGUUGGCUGUUCAGAUCAAGCCGAGGUAUCACAUAUGUGGGUUGGAGGGGUUCUAUUACGAACGGUCUCCUUACAAGAACCUAGAUGCAGGGCACGGCAUUCACUGCACGAGGUUUGUGGCGUUGGCCGGCGUGGGAAACGCUGAGAAACGGAAGUACAUGCUGGCACUGAGCGUGACUCCUAUCGACGUGAUGAACGUGAUCGAAUUGCAGCAGCAGACCACUGACCAGACAGAGCUGCCGUACGCAGGCGCCGCCCUUUCGUCACGCUGUGGUGGAGGGGGAACCGACGAUGCGCAUGCUCAGUUCUUCUACGACAUGUCGACCUCGGAUGGGGGUGGGGCUAGUGGACGCAAGAGGCGCCAUGAUGGAUCUGACAAGAGGCAGCGGCCGACUUUCGAUCAAGACAAAUGCUGGUUCUGUCUUGCUAGUCCAGAAGUGGAAAAGCAUCUGGUGAUAAGCAUUGGAACUGAGGUAUAUUUGGCAUUAGCCAAGGGAGGACUUGUGCCUGACCACCUGCUAAUAUUGCCAGUGGCGCAUCACCAGUCUACAUCAAGUGUACCAUCUACUGUAUCUGAUGAGAUCAAACAAUUCAAAUCAGCGUUGAAGAAGUAUUUCAAAAGUAAGAGAAAAGCUGUUGUAUUCUUUGAAAGAAACUACAAAACAUCUCACUUGCAAAUACAAGUGGUGCCAGUUCCAAUUGGCGCAACAGAAAUAUUGAAGGCGGAAUUUGAGGCUGGCGCUGAAAUGGAAAAUUUCAAUUUGGACGAGUUGCCAGAGCAAACUGAUCUUCAGCAGAUAGCCCCUCCUGGCACGCCCUACUUUUUUGUAGAAUUGCCUUCGGGCGAGAAACUAUUCCAUAGAGUGCGAAAAAACUUCCCUCUUCAGUUUGGAAGAGAUGUUCUGGCCAGUGAACCAGUCCUGAACAUGGAAGAGAGAGCCGAUUGGAGAGAAUGCAAACUUACGAAAGAAGAAGAAGUUGAAAUAUGCCAGAAAUUCAGAAAAGAUUAUCAGCCUUUCGACUUCACAUUGUAAACAAAUAUCUUGUAUGCUCUCUUUUGCUUACCUGAUCAAGUGUUUGGUAGCUACAUCCAUGACGUAACCAGCUCUUGACAGAUACUGGGCACGGGGCGACGUUCUGAUGGACUUUUGAUGCUUGUAUGAUGCAGUGUCUCUAGGCAGUGA
Molecule: messenger RNA, 2012 nt
Organism: Nilaparvata lugens (brown planthopper)
Lineage: Eukaryota; Metazoa; Arthropoda; Insecta; Hemiptera; Delphacidae
Product: CWF19-like protein 1
Exons: 12
Coding region: 300-1862 (520 amino acids)
Biological process (GO): mRNA splicing, via spliceosome
Cellular component (GO): post-mRNA release spliceosomal complex
Molecular function (GO): RNA lariat debranching enzyme activator activity
Source: RefSeq, a predicted model, not a curated record